AUUCUGUAUAAGCCCCGCCUGCAAAUCUCUACUCUUAUAUGUUGCAUUCCCUCCCGGACCCAGUCGCGGUAUACUUCCCUCAGCCCUACAGCUUCACCAUCACCUUCACCACCACCCACUAACAAGUAGGUGCAUGACAUCAAGUAGUCCGUCAUAUCGUGGAGGACUAUAAAACAUAAGCAUAAUCGCGGGCCUUGUUACCGGGUUUGGCAGCAUCGUUACGUCACGAUUCGAUAGAGCUUCGACCCUCUGGUUGGAGCUCUACAUCUCUGAACUUGCAUUUCUACACAUAACAGUGACGCGAGCCCGUUCGCAUCUUCAUAUUUCAUCUUCUCGAUGCGUCAUAUAGCUACUCGAGUCGCCUUGGCGGCGAUUGUCUUCGCAUCACUUGCGACCGCGCUCCCUCAUGGCGAUGAUGAAUCAAUGGACAUGGGAAUGGAUAUGGGUGCCAGCACUGCGGUACCACAGCCUACUACUACUGCGGCACAUGCUACCCCUGAUGGUCCGAUGAGCUAUUUCGCGUAUGGGAAGCACUCCAGCUCGAUUAUAGCUCACAUUGCCCUGAUGGUUUUGGGCUGGUGCUUCGUUCUUCCAGUCGGUGUCAUGCUCAGUAUUGCGCGUUCACGCCUGGCCCUUCCAUCGCAACUCCUCUUCUUGGUGUUCAACGCGUUCGGUCUCUUAUUCGGAAUUAUCUAUAACGACCAGACACCCGAUCUGUACGAAAACAAUGCACACCACAAGAUUGGCUGGAUCAUCACAUCGGUGAUCACAGUUCAGGUUGCCCUGGCUUUGAUCUUCGCAUAUGCUGGUCGCGGCCAGUCAACCACGCCCAAGUAUGAACGCGCUGGUUUCUUGCCUGUGUCGACUGAUGAUCAUGAACACAUUUACCCCAAUGGUGCCGUGCACGAGUACCGCUGGUCUCGCGACAGCGGCCAGGGAACUGACAGCAACUCACCUUCCAUCCGUAGCCCUGGAUCGCCACCUUCCGGAUGGUCCCCUGAGUAUGACGGCUUUGAGAAGCCCGAGGAGUUGCCUGCUAAGGUCUCCGGCUCACCCGGCUGGUUCCAAAAGACCAAUGUUGGCCGUUUCAUCGCUGAAUAUAUGCCUGAUAUGAUGUCCAGUCGCGCUCUCCGUGGCUUGAGGGCAGUGUAUAAUGUCAUUGAUCGGAUCAUUCUUCCCUUCGGGUUUGUCGCUAUAACAACCGGCGCUGUGACAUACGGUGGUAUCAUGAGAGACCGUGAGAUUUUCAACGGACUUGCCCACUGGAUCAAGGGUGGCAUUUUCUUCUGGUACGGCGUUCUCACUCUUGGACGCUAUGUCGGCUGCUGGGCAGAUCUUGGCUGGGCCUGGAACAAGAAGCCCUCGGCGUCUAUUGUUGGUGCCUGGAAGGCCAAGGUUCCUACUGGCGAGGCCACGGAGUCUUUUGUCAUUUUCCUCUAUGGAGUGACCAAUGUCUUCCUGGAGCACCUAUCCAAUGCAGGCCGUGAAUGGUCUGCUACUGAUCUCGAGCAUGUCUCGAUCUCCGUGCUGUUCUUCGGCGGUGGUCUGGUAACUUGGUAUGCUUUUCGAGUCAACUCGCAUUCGCGACUGGCUCAAUGGUACAAUCCUUCAAACCCCCUCGGCUCAUCAGACGAAGCCUGGCAACUACCGAGGUCUCAGCGCGUCUCCCUGAACCCGAUGCCAGCCCUAAUCAUCAUGCUAUUAGGCAUGAUGAUGGGCUCGCACCAUCAAACUAGCAUGACCUCGACAAUGGUGCACAAGCAAUGGGGCAACAUGCUAGUUGGCUUCGCGCUGGCCCGCGGCAUGACCUACGUCCUACUGUUCCUCAAGCCACCAACCUCAUACCUCCCAGCUCGACCCCCGACAGAAAUCAUCGCUUCCUUCUGUCUGAUCUCGGGAGGUCUCAUUUUCAUGAUGAGCACUCGCAAUGUGAUCGAAGCUAUGGAGUAUUACAAGAUCGACGCAAUGUUCACCUUCACCGUCGGCCUAGGCUUCAGCGCCUUCAUCAUGGCCUACGAGAUCCUAUGCAUUGCCAUCAAGGCCUGGGCCGUGAAGCGUACCCAGCGCCCACAGCCUACCUUCCGCUUCCCGUGAAUAACCUGCACUGGUUUCCCUUUGAUACCCCUAUUACACUGAGGUUUUGUUCUUUUGUUCGGGAUAUAUGGAGUCCUUGCGUGUGGUUUGACAUAUUUGUCUCCUGUCCCCCGAAAAUGUUCUAGCACUUGUUCAAGGACAUGAUAUUCGACGUGAUAUGUUUGAUGGUCUAAUGCGGUAAUAAUGGGGGCUUCUUGCCUACAUAUGUGGUAGAGAUGUUGGAAAUAAUGCAAUGUCAUGUCUAUGAACCUCAAACUGUUAUACC
Molecule: messenger RNA, 2359 nt
Organism: Penicillium canescens
Lineage: Eukaryota; Fungi; Ascomycota; Eurotiomycetes; Eurotiales; Aspergillaceae
Product: Ytp1 family protein
Exons: 4
Coding region: 337-2094 (585 amino acids)
Source: RefSeq, a predicted model, not a curated record